AUGCGCGGGGUAUUCUGUCUGGUGAUAUUCGGGGUGUUUUUGCAUUUUUCGGGUGGGCAGAGGAUUCAAGCUUCGAGGCGGAUCUUUCGGCGACCUGAACAAGGCAGACUGACCUCUGAUCUACUAGCUGGUGCCCCCGAUUUCAACUCACGUGAUCCGCAGUCUGCUCUUGACCCCACUCUCAUUCAGCAAGCCAACCGUCUUCGAUUACGGAAUUUCCGAGCUCGCUCCGGAUUAUCAGCGAAUUCUAGAGCCCCUUCAAACCACAGAGCAGCUGAUAACUCUGUAAACUCCAGAGGGUUUCCAAAUAGUAAUGAUAAUUCGGUAAACUCAAGAGGUUUUCUAAAUAACAAUGAUAAUCUGAUGAACUCCCGAGCCGCUAUCUCGCGGUCUAAUACGCAAAGGAAUACAAGAUCUCGCAAUAAUUUUGAGGAUAACACGGCCGCAUCUGGUUCAAACAGGUUUCACCGGAACUCUCAAGUGGACCACAGGCGGAUGAACUCUAACGAUAUUCACCACGGUCAAAAUGAUAUGACAAGAUCGAGGCAAAUCCCCAAUGUUCCUGCACAGUCUGGUUUCCAAGAAACACCAAUAGGAAAUGACGUAGGGAAUCAGGGGUUAACACAAGAUCAACAACUCGUCAGAGAAAUGCUGCUCCUGAAUUCUCUGCUGUCAGAAUCUGGCAACAUUCAUCACAACGACGCGUCAUCAAGACGCUCGUCCAAUCAGAACGCAGGUUCUAGCGAUUUCGGAUCCUUCUCUAUUCACGGACAAAACAACCCUCACAAAACCCUGCACCAACCUUCCAUGGCGCAAGACUUCUCGUCUAUAACUCAGCAACACCCGGGUUUUCAAUCGCAGCCUAAAAUUGUCCUUCUUAGAAACAAGAACCCCGCUAAACCACUGAACCUACAGAUCGGUAACACACGACUCGAGGUCCUAGGGGGCCAGCAAGAUUCGGGCUCGCAGCUCAUUAUCAACACACUUCAAAACGCAAUGGGGACCCUAGAUACUUUGAAUGGAAAUUCUAACCCAAUCCAGAUCCAAAACAACGCUAUAAAUAACCAGAAUGGAAACUCUGCUAUAAAUAUCCCAAACGGAAACGCCUUUGUGAGCAACACGCAAGCAAAUGCACAGCAAACAGCCACCGUAAACUCCAAUCAAAAUGGACCCGAUGCUAAGAUUCUCCUGGAACUUUUAAAACAGCUUCGAUCUACAUCAUCAGCAUCCACUUCAAUUAAUUCUGUAUCCAACAAUUCGGCUGCCUCUAGUGUAAUACAUGGCCAAGUCAACGUAAACAAUGCCCAUGUUCCCAUGGUUACAACCGCGGCGCCCGUCCCUAUGGCAACUACGCCACUAACUCCUUCAGAAGCAUUGAGGCAGAUUCUAGGACCCGGAGUACCAAACGCUCUGCUGAAGCAGAUGGCGAAGGACAUACUUCCGUCAGAACUUCAGAGAAUCGACGCCAUUAUGACAGGACAAGUCCAGGCCACUAAUCCCGCCAUUGACGUCGGGAUCCUGAAAAUUGGAAACCAGACGCACGCAUUCGAUGUAGGGACCACGAAAAAAAUAAAAAUAAAACAGGACAAGCAUGGCCCAAGGGCGGAAGUGACGUCGAUUAUCGGAGGCCACGGUAUCAGCCGGCACGGUUAUGUAACAGAAGAACCACCAGAAUAUGACGAAAUAUUGUUACGUAAGGUUUUACAGAAGAUGAGUGGGCGUUGAGUGGCACACCCUGUCUUGUUCCUCCAUUUGCUCAUUAAUCGUCGUUUAGCUUUUGUUAUUUAUUGAUUCAGUUUUGAUUUUCGUGAUUUAUUUAUAUCGAUAUAUCGAUUUUGAUUGUUCCGAUCACAGACAUUAAGACAAUCCAAUUAUAGUUGAUCAACCCUUCCUUUUUGUGCAAAACAACUGAUCAGUUUAUAUUUUGCAAAGUCGAUAAAGUAGCUCCAUUCACUGGUACUUUUUGUAGUAAGUUUGAAAGACCCCCAUCCUACUGAACCCAGAUAGCCCUAUUUAUGAGAAUUUCAGCAACAAUUCAUUACUCUAUUUAUUUUUGUUUUUUUCACAAUAGAUAUUAUUGGUACAUAUCUAAUCUUCUUCAUUCAUCUAGUUAGUUCUUUUUUGUACUUUAAAAAGUCAGAAGCAUAUUUUCAUUUGUUUUCAUUUUGGACUUGGACACGACUUGAGAUCAAAAAUUUAAUUUUUAUUUUUUAUGCAUGAAAUGGUUUACUGGUGCAUUUUAAAUGAUUGACCAAAAUAUUGAAUGUAAAAGUCAAGUUACAAGCAAGAUACAGAGGUAAGAAUUGGUUGUUAUGUAAACAAAGCUCGAGUCUUAUAGUUGUUUACAAAAAUAUGUAAUGUAGAGAUUUACCAUUUUUUAGACAAAAUGACAUGUAAAAAACAAUUUAAAAUAACUCAAUAUUUUCAUAAAUACUAGUAUCAACAAAAGAAAGAUAGAUUUGAUUGAAACUUACACCAAUACAAUGAAUAUGUAAAAAUGACAAUAUUCGAACUUUGUUUACAAAACAAAGAAUUGUGAAUUCUGUAUCUCGCUUAUAACUUGAUAUUUGACUUUCAAAUGUUGACAUAGCAUUAAAAACUUCUAUAUUUAUCAGUAUAAACAUUGGAAAUGGAAAAAUAAAAUUUUGAAAAUUUUAAGCCAAAUCGUGUCCAAGUCCCUUUAAGGAACCCCUUUGGGAAUUUGUCGAAAAAGUACUAAAUUAUAGCGUUUUUUCACAUAUCUAAUCUUCUUCAUUCAUCUAGUUAGUUCUUUUUUGUACUUUAAAAAGUCAGAAGCAUAUUUUCAUUUGUUUUAAAGUUGCUCAAAACACAAUGUACAUAUUUAUGGAUUUCAUUUACCAAAGAUUUUAUUUUCAGUUAGAAUCAGCCAAAGUUUUACUAUGUUGAUAGAUUAUUAAUUACGUAAAAUGACUUUGUGUCUUUACGGUCAAAAUAAAUCUUUU
Molecule: messenger RNA, 2963 nt
Organism: Magallana angulata
Lineage: Eukaryota; Metazoa; Mollusca; Bivalvia; Ostreida; Ostreidae
Exons: 2
Coding region: 1-1725 (574 amino acids)
Source: RefSeq, a predicted model, not a curated record